This is a messenger RNA of Fundulus heteroclitus (mummichog), 860 nucleotides long. RefSeq names its product CD59 molecule (CD59 blood group). The coding region runs from base 175 to 528 and encodes 117 amino acids. The transcript has 5 exons. The record is from RefSeq and is a predicted model, not a curated record. Lineage: Eukaryota; Metazoa; Chordata; Actinopteri; Cyprinodontiformes; Fundulidae.
GAGGUGGACAAAGACAGUGAAGGUCUCUGAGACGAGCUCCUCCCAGUAGGCGGGUCCUGUGAGGCGCAGUGUGAGCAGCUCACUUUCUGCUCCUCAUCCUUACCAGAGACAGUCCUGCUGCUGCUGCUGCUGCUGCUGCUGCUCGAUGAGACUGUGAGCUGACCUAAGGUGAAGAUGAAGUCCUCCCUCGUCGUCUGCCUGCUCGUCUGCUCCUCUCUGGUCGGACUCGGAUCAGCCAUCCGCUGCUACAGCUGCAGUGACUACACCGGUAGCUGCUCCAAACAGAGACACUGCAGCUACGACGACGCCUGCCUCACGCUCAAUGAACGAGGUGGGAUGACCUUCCGCCAAUGUCUGAAGUACUCUGACUGUGAGAAGAACCGCCUGGCUCAGAUGUUCCCCCAGGUGUCCAGCUUCACCUUCAGGUGCUGCAACUCCGACCUGUGUAACUCCGCCCCCUCCUCUGCAGCCAGCUCAAUGAUUGGUCUGCUGGCCUCGGUGAUGGUCAUGUGGUGGUGCGUCCACUGAGGACUCCACAGCGCCCCCUGCUGCCAGCAUGUGUAACAGACUUAUUGCUGUGGAUCUAAUCAAUGCUAACAGGAAGCCAGGAGCCAUCGUCAGGGUGCAGCGCCCCCUGGAGUCCCAGUCUGGAGCCACAGGCUGGAGUCACAGUCUGGUGGAUGGACAGGAAGCUGAUGGCGGCGUCUCAGCCACUAAUUAAGGAUCACAUUAAUGCGUAAUUUACCUGCCUAAUUAACUCUCUGCUGAAGUGUUUGAGGAACAUGUUCCAGUAACUCCUAGAUGUUCUGUUUCUGUAUCUGCGAGCAGCUUUAGAGCAAUAAAAGGUUUUAAAACAAGGA